CCAUCUUUACUUUUGCUAUCUAUCUCUCUCAACUUUUCAACCAACAAGAAUGGCAAACCAGCUUCAAGAUUCCUUAACCACCUCCACUAAACCAAGUCUAAACAAAGAAGAAGGACAACUUGAUGAAGAAACUGUGAGCUUGCACGCAGAGAGUCUUGUGAACACACUGGCCUUCCCCAUGGUUCUCAAAGCGGCCUUGGAGCUUGGCGUCAUCGAAACAAUCGCAUCCAUAGAUGAAGGUGUCUGGCUCUCGGCUUAUGAGAUUGCGCUCCGUCUCCCAACCAAACCCACUAACCCAGAGGCACCGGUUUUGUUGGACCGGAUGCUUGUUUUACUAGCCAGUCACUCGAUCUUGAAGUACCGUAUUGUUGCAACCGAAGAAAACGGAAAUUCCAAGAGGCUAUAUGCAGCCGAACCGGUUUGCAGAUUUUUCUUGAACGGUGGAGACGGGUCGGGUUCUCUUGCGCCUCUCUUCAUGGUCAACUUAAGCGAAGUCUAUUUCAAGACUUGGACACAUCUCAAAGAUGUGAUAUUAGAAGGAAAUGAUGCAUUCGUCUCUGCUCAUGGCAUGAAACUUUUCGAAUAUAUUGGUUCGGACGAACGAUUCUCUGAGAAAUUUAACCGGGCAAUGUCGGAAGCUUCCACGUUGACCAUGAAGAAGGUUUUAGAAGUUUACAGAGGAUUCGAAGAUGUACACACUUUGGUGGAUGUGGGAGGAGGAAUUGGAACUGUUAUAAGUCUAGUGAUUUCCAAGUAUCCUCAUAUUAAAGGCAUCAAUUUCGAUCUAGCCUCAGUUGUAGCCCGUGCUCCUCUAUAUCCAGGAGUGGAGCAUGUUUCAGGAGACAUGUUUAUAGAAAUUCCAAAAGGGGAUGCUAUUUUCAUGAAAUGGAUACUACAUGAUUGGAAUGACGAAGACUGUGUAAAAAUUCUAAAAAAUUGUUGGAGAAGUCUUCCCGAAAAAGGAAAGGUGAUAAUAGUCGACAUGAUUACACCUCUAGAACCAAAGGCAAACGACUUUUCUUCUAACGUUGUGCUCGCGAAGGACAUGGUGAUGUUAACGCAAUUAUCGGGUGGUAAGGAGAAGUCUCUUUCCCAGUUCGAGACGUUGGCCUCUGAUUCGGGUUUUCCUCGUUGUGAAAUCCAGUGUUUUUAAAACCGGACCGGCGAGCGAACCGGAAAUUAUUUGGGUCACGGGUCAUUGUGGUUCGACCUGGUUCGACCGGGGUCGAUUAGAUUAAACUGAAUUUAUUAUUUUAUAAAUAUUAUAUAUAUUUUUUUCAAAAAAUAGUCAUAAUGUUUAGAAAACUUUCAAAAAUAACAAAUUGAAAUGUGAUAAAAAUAAAAAUAAAAAAUAAUAGUUCAAAUCUAAAGUCAAUAGGAAAAAAAACAUUUAAAGUUUAUUCUCCAAAUCUUUGUCCUUCUAAAUCUUCAUCACCUAUAAAAAUUAUAUACACAUUAGUUACAAAACUCUAUUUUGGUUGCAAUUUGUGACAAACAAAAUAGUAUAUAUGUUAAAAAGGGAGAAAAAAAUAAUUAUUUUAUUAACAAAAUUUUGAUUUUUAUACGAACCAGGGUU
Messenger RNA from Raphanus sativus (radish), 1576 nucleotides. Its product is annotated as indole glucosinolate O-methyltransferase 1-like. Gene Ontology annotation, molecular function: S-adenosylmethionine-dependent methyltransferase activity; protein dimerization activity; O-methyltransferase activity. The record is from RefSeq and is a predicted model, not a curated record. The transcript has 4 exons. The coding region runs from base 50 to 1153 and encodes 367 amino acids. NCBI's taxonomy places the organism in Eukaryota, Viridiplantae, Streptophyta, Magnoliopsida, Brassicales, Brassicaceae. Gene Ontology annotation, biological process: methylation.